AAUCGACUCUUUCUUAUGCCCAAAAUCGCCGAUUUGUGCAGAGGAAAAUCUGCGAGGUGGUGUGCUGCGCGAAGACUGCAGAGAUUGAAAGCAUUCAAUCAUGUAUCAUCCUACGAGAGGCGGCGUUCGCGGUGGGCGGGAUCAGUUCAGUUGGGAUGAUGUUAAAGUCGAUAAACAUAGGGAGAACUAUCUUGGUCACAGUAUCAAGGCCCCUGUUGGCAGAUGGCAGAAAGGUAAAGAUCUGUUUUGGUAUUCAAGGGAUAAAAAGUCGAUGAAUGCGGAGAUGGAGGCUGCGAAAGAAGAAAUCAAAAGAAUUAAGGAGGAGGAGGAGCAGGCAAUGAGGGAGGCCCUUGGCUUAGCUCCUAAGCGUGCAAGCCGUCCUCAAGGCAACAAGCUUGAUAAGCAUGAGUACUCAGAACUGGUGAAGCGUGGGUCUACAGCGGAGGAUGCAGGUGGAGGCCAUGCUGAGGCAGUAAGGGUUGAUGGCCUUGGUUUUUCAAGAGCACCGCGCCCUUGGAACGAAUCUAGUUCUUCAAUGCCCACAAUCACAGACAGUCCACCUAAAGUGGAAGAAUCAUCUAUGGCAGUUCAGUCAGCGAGGAAGACUGAAGAAGAAGUAGAGGAAUCAGAAGAUGAAAAGAGCAGAAGAAAGAGAAGGAGGCGUGAGGAGAAGAAGCAGGAGAAGGAAGAGAGACGGGAAAGGCGUGAGAAGAGGCAUUCUCGUGAUUCGGAUGACAGGAAGAAACACAGGAAAGACAAGGAGAGGAGGAGACAUGAUUCUGAUUGAUCAAAUAUGUUCUUCUUCUGCUCUUUCUCUCGCCAUUUUAUGCCAAGUAACUUGCUCGUUGUAUUAUGCUUGUGAUUUUAGUAUUGUAUUUUCCUAUAUUUUGGUAAAAAUUCAAUAUUGCGAUUUAUAUCAGUAUCGUUUCUACUUA
Molecule: messenger RNA, 935 nt
Organism: Neltuma alba
Lineage: Eukaryota; Viridiplantae; Streptophyta; Magnoliopsida; Fabales; Fabaceae
Product: multiple myeloma tumor-associated protein 2 homolog
Exons: 4
Coding region: 101-787 (228 amino acids)
Source: RefSeq, a predicted model, not a curated record